Messenger RNA from Tilletiaria anomala UBC 951, 1686 nucleotides. RefSeq lists its product as uncharacterized. Lineage: Eukaryota; Fungi; Basidiomycota; Exobasidiomycetes; Georgefischeriales; Tilletiariaceae. The record is from RefSeq and is a predicted model, not a curated record. The transcript has 3 exons. The coding region runs from base 370 to 1686 and encodes 438 amino acids.
GUGCAGAUGCGGCUCCCCUUCUCGUUUUCCUGAGCCGACGGAUGAAGGGUCACCCUGGCUCGCACCUUGUCGGAUCUACAUACAGACAUGCACCGGCGCAUCGCGACUGAUGACUGACUUCGCUCACUUUUCCACAGCUCCAGUUCCACUGUUCACGCUGAUGGCGACGAACAAUCUGCGCAUCUUUGUUUGUGCGUCAAUUGUCCGACAACUGCUGAUCGAGCGUAUUUCUUCCCUACAAUAGCAGCGUCUGUAAAAAAAUGCAACUUUGCAAGUUGCAGGUCUUAUCCUGUUCUACGGAGCGAUGGUUGUCAAGGAGACUCAAAUGAUGCACAUAAACCGCUUUAACCGAUUACUUUGCACCAAUACAUGAUCACGAUUGACCAUACUCGCUUGUACCCUUUCUGGAAUUUUGGGCAUUCCAGGUUGCAAGUUUUUUGCGAAGAAGGGCCAGACUGGAAGCAAGAGAACAGUCGCGAAAACGUCAUGGUGUGCACUACCACCUGGUGCGGCGCCAACUUCGAGACCCUCGCCGCGGGCCUCGUGGGGCCCCUCAUCUUCCUAGGCCUUGUUGCGCUUUGGUGGAGACUGUACCGAAGCAAAGUUUGGUUGCGCGAAUGGAGGGCGCUCGAGAAUGCGUACGCGAAGAAGCUGCAGAGCAGGGUAAAGUCUUCAGCAUCUGCUUCUCUCGUUGUGGAUGUUGCCAACCUAACGGUGGUACAGCCCCAGCACGAAGGAAGUAUGGAGAGGACACGUCUGCCGUUUGCAAGCGGAUCGCACGGUGACUGCGAGAGACAUAGCAGCAUCAGUACACUAGCUGGUAUUGGAACGGCAUCGUCAAGCUCAAAUGAUGGGAGCAGCCCAGGCUGUUCUUCAAUUACCGUACUGCACCUGGAGCCGUUCAUGGUAGCUCAAGACGUCCUGAAAGCGUAUUCACAAGUGUUCCCGCCACAUGUUCAUUUGUCUCUGGCCGACGGGCUAGCAUCCAGUGCCAACACGUCGAGAAGCGGCAGCGGAAAGCAGCUGUACGAGCCCCAUAACCAGAACCAGCAUCAGUAUUACCACCACUCCCGCACACGGCGCAGGCCUUCAUCCAUCGGCAUGACCUACCGCGGCCUGCAGCGCCAGCAGCCGGUUCAGCUUGCUGAUGCACUUGCUGCAGCUCGUGAUGGUUCUGCUGCUGCUGCUGGCUCUGCGCUGCCGCCUUCACAUUCAAGGCCGUACGACAUGGGCGUUCAGGUGGGCAACGGCAGCAGCAGUACCGGGCGCCUUUCGGGUACCACAACCGUGGGGAACGCGAGCGGAUGGCCCGCCUCGGGUCAGCCGCCGUUUCUAUCGAGUAUCGAUAAGAACGCCUUGCAUCGGCGCAGCGAGCAAGCAGCGUUAGUGAUGAAGUGCCGCAAAGCUGAAAGCGGCGCGCAGUGGGGCUGGAGGUGGCAUGUGCCGUCGAGCAGCUGCGGCGAAGAGGGGGAGGGCAAGGUUGAUAUGGAGAAGAGCAAGAAGAAAAAGAAGGUGACGGUGCAGGGACAGAUGAGCUCUGCAGGAUGGGCGAUGCAUGGGGUCAGCUGCCAAGAGAACGCCAGCAUUGUGUUGACGCAUAGACGACUGGCUACUACAACGAGCUGUUCGGAUGGCUCAUCCGCUAGCGCUGCUGGGAUGGGCCCUGCCGGACCGUACUGGCGAUGA